Molecule: messenger RNA, 954 nt
Organism: Rhagoletis zephyria (snowberry fruit fly)
Lineage: Eukaryota; Metazoa; Arthropoda; Insecta; Diptera; Tephritidae
Source: RefSeq, a predicted model, not a curated record
AUGUCUGAAACUGAGCAGUUGUUUGAAGUUGAUAUGUACGAUGCUGAGUUUGAUGCGAUUAUGGAACAGGAUUUAUCUGCUGAAGCAAAUGCCAAUGAAACAAACAAAGCAGAAAGUGUCAACGAUGAACAAGAGACGGAUUCGGAUGCCAAUGAAACUGAUGAGGAUGAUCAUUCAGAAGUCAGUGAAUCUCAGCAGAACACCGAACCAGUGGUCACCCGUAGCUCGAACGGUGCAUCAGGUGAACAACAGCUGAAUGGUAGUCAAAGAAAAGCUAAAAGCCACAAGUGUCAGCAGUGCGACAAAAGCUUUUCAUGUGCAUCUAAUCUCAAGACGCACCAGCUCACAGUGCACACUGCCAUUCGAGUUUACCAGUGCCCAACAUGCUCCAAAUUAUUUGGGGAGAAGGGUAAUCUCAACAGACACCAGCGGAUUCAUACUGGAGUUCAAGCUCACAAAUGUACGAUUUGCUCCAAAUCAUUUGGGGAGAAGGGUAAUCUCAACAGACACCAGCUGAUUCAUACUGGAGUUCAAGCUCACAAAUGUACGAUUUGCUCCAAAUCAUUUGGGGAGAAGGGUAAUCUCAACAGACACCAGCUGAUUCAUACUGGAGUUCAAGCUCACAAAUGUACGAUUUGCUCCAAAUCAUUUGGGCGGAAAAGUACUUUAAAGCUACAUCAGCUAGUUCACACGGGCAUCCAAGCCUACAAGUGCUCAAUUUGCACUAAAUCAUUUGCACAAAAAGGUGCUCUUAAUCGACACCAAUUAGUUCACACUGGCAUCCAAGCCUACAAGUGCUCAAUUUGCACUAGAUCAUUUGCACGAAAAGGUGCUCUCAAUCGACACCAAUCAGUUCACAGCGACUCUAAACCAUUUCAGUGCUCCAUCUGUCAACAAACGUUCAAAUCGAAAGUUGGUUUCAAAGGACAUCUUCAAACUCAGCAUCUGCAGUAA